AUGGCGUCUCUUAAUGAACAGCUUUCCACGUUGGUUGAGAACUACACAGCUUGCGAUGUAUCAGAUGCUCUCUUGAAGCUACAGAAAGUGCCGGAAGGCAGUGCACCCCGAGCCGGCUACCUGGCUGAUUUGACCCCCUUCUCCCCGCAAGUCGGAAGAAACGACACUGCGCGAAAAGUCGCGGCACCAGCAACGACGUUCAAGUUCUUGCCGAAGAGCGCCAGUCCGCCGUCAAUCGCCACGGAGAAUCCCGAAAAACACGGGUUCCCGCCGGGCAAGCACUGGGUUGACUAUGCAGGAGACUUUGCCGCGGAGGAUCCGUCCAAGGCGGGCUCGAUUAUCGUCAUUGAGCAGCCGGGUGAUCAGUACUGCGCUGUAACGGGUGGGAUCAUGGCGACGCGCAUGAAGGUUCUUGGUAUCAAGGCUGCCGUCGUGGGUGGUCGAGUGCGUGACUUGAGAGAAUUGCAGGCGACCGAACUUCCGAUCUGGGCUCGGGCCACUUCGACUGUAGGUACAGGUGCCGAAGCGAAAGCGGGUGUGCGGAAUGUUCCUAUUUCCAUUGGAGGUGUGACGGUUGAUGCAGGAGAUAUUGUUUUUUGUGAUCCCAUGGAAGGGGUGGUUGUCAUUCCUCGCGACUUGCUUGGCCCCGUUCUCGAGCUCAUGCCGAAGUUAAUCAGUAUGGAUGACCAGGCAAAGGAAGCCGUAGAGCAAGGAAUGACUGUCACAGAUGCAUUCAAGAAGUUUCGGUGA
Penicillium cinerascens is the source of this 750-nucleotide messenger RNA. RefSeq names its product RraA family protein. The record is from RefSeq and is a predicted model, not a curated record. NCBI's taxonomy places the organism in Eukaryota, Fungi, Ascomycota, Eurotiomycetes, Eurotiales, Aspergillaceae. The transcript has 5 exons. Bases 1 to 750 code for a protein of 249 amino acids.